ACCGCGGGCCAGUAGGUGGCGGUGACGCUUCGUUCGGUAUAAACCAACAGAAGAAGAAAAUGUUUACUAGACAGACUCCAUCAACACCACAGCGGCUGUGGAAGCGCCGUGGUUUGUGUUUUUGGGGUUUUUUGUUUUCUAACCGGAGCCGGGAGAGAAAACGACACAGGAAGAUGGAAAGUUUGUGACUUCCGGGCAGAAGUGAAACGAACUGAAGCCCAACUGGAACAGAGACAUCAAUGAAAACAGAAACACGAAAUGGAGGCUGUUUCCAACCCCGAAGAUCGGCUGCAGAGACUCGACUUUCAGCAGAUGCUGCUGGUUAAGGAAGAGCUUCCUGAAGGACGGAGUCCUGGUGUGGACUUGCCGGAUCCAGAGUCGCUCCAGAUAAAGGAGGAGCAGGAGGAACCCUGGCCCAGUAUGAAGGAGGAGACUGAUGCCAGCUGGUUUCCAGUAACCACAGUCAUCAGGAAGACUGAGGAAGACGAGGAAGAAAAACCUGUUUCCUCACAGCAAACAGGGGACGCAGAUCUUCCAGUCAGCUAUUCAGUUGACCUGGGGAAGUUAGAAACUGAGGAAGAGGACUGGAGGAACCUGGAUUGUAAUGCAGAUAGAAGCUCUUCAGACACAGAUGUCAGUGAGGAUAAUGAGGGAAAUUUGAACGGUCCUGAUUCUCAGCUGGAAAACUUUUCUUUAAGGUGUUUGGUUAACAAAAAAUAUACAAUGAAGAAGAAUUUGAAAUCAACAAGGGAAUCCCAAAUGGAUCUGAAAUGUUUUAGCUGUAAUGAAUGUGGCAAGAGCUUUCUGAGGGAAAAUCUUCUAAAAAUACACGUGAGAAUCCAUACAGGGGAGAAACCAUUUAGUUGUGAACUUUGUGGACAAAGAUUUAUACAAAAAUCCAACUUGAACAGACACAUGAGAUUCCACACAGGGGAGAAACCGUUUGGGUGUCAUCUCUGUGGACAGACCUUUAGUUGGAAGUCUAGUUUAGACUGUCACAUGAGAAUCCACACCGGAGAGAAACCAUUCAGCUGUGACUUCUGUGGACAAAGAUUUGGUGAGAAAUCGGUUCUAAACACUCACAUGAGGAUUCACACUGGAGACAAACCAUUUAGCUGUGAUGUUUGUGAACAAAGAUUUAACCAAAGAUCACAUCUAAAAAGACACAUGAGAGUCCACACUGGAGAGAAACCAUUUUGCUGUGAGAUCUGUGGACAACGAUUUGGUGAUAAAUCAGUGUUAAACAUUCACAUGGGAAACCAUACGGGAGACAAACCAUUUGGUUGUCAUGUUUGUGGAGAGCGAUUUAGUCGUAAGUGUAUUUUAGACAGACACAUGAGAAUCCACACAGGAGAGAAACCUUUUAACUGUGAUCUUUGUGGGAAAAGAUUUAGCCACAAGUCAGCUGUGAAUAUCCACAGGAGAAUCCAUACAGGUGAAAACCCAUUUUGUUGUCAAACAUGUGGAAAAAGAUUUAGUCGCAAGUCAGUUCUAGAGAGUCACAUGAGAAUCCACACUGGAGAACAACCUUUCAGAUGUGAUGUUUGUGGACAAAGAUGCAACGAAAGAGCACAUUUAAAAAAGCACAUGAGAAUCCACACGGGAGAAAAACCAUUUGGUUGUGACGUCUGUGGAAAAAGCUUUAGAGAUAAAUCGCAUUUCAAGAGUCACAUGAGGGUCCACACGGGAGAGAAACCAUUUAGUUGUGAUAUUUGUGGAAAGAGAUUUAGUGAUAAAUCAGAUUCCAAUAAUCACAUGAAAAUCCACACAGGAGAAAAACUAUUUGCUUGUGAGCUUUGUGGACAAAGAUUUAGACGAAAACCCUGUUUGAACAUUCACAUGAGAAUCCACACAGGAGAGAAACCUUUUGGUUGUGAUUUUUGUGGGAAAACAUUUCGACAAAAAUCUUAUUUAAAAAUCCACACGAGAAUUCACACAGGAGACAAACCAUUUAGUUGUGAUGUUUGUGGGAAAAAAUUUAACAGCAAGUCAAAUUUAAAAAGCCACAUGAAGAUUCAUACAGGAGCGGAAACUGUUCACAUGUGAAUAUUAAGACAUCUUAAUGUGGAACACUUCAAAGACUGCAAAGUUGUUUCUAAAACCCAUUUUCCUACUAACAAUUUUAAGUGUUUGUGUUGUGCCAAUGUCUGUAUGACGUUGUAUGAAUAUACAAAGUAUGCAUAUUCAUACUUUGUUCCUUGAACAUUUCAUUAGAUGCUGAGCCAACAUGAAACCUGGUAUUGCAGCUGCAGGUUUGACAGCCUGCGAGCUCAAAGGGGCUUUGCAGCUGCAGCACACAUACUGGGUUUUUUAAAACAAUGUACUUGGGUUUUUACAUCUGACCAUAUUUAUGAAUAUUCCAUAGAUUUCCUGAAAAUAUGUGCAAUUUAACAUUCUGGACGUUGUGGUCCAUUCUAACUGCAAAAAAACUUUUGUUUUUGUGAUUCAGAUGUUUGCCAUCUGAUAUUUGCAAGGUCAGGUGUUAGCUUAGGCAUUUAAGGAACGGUUACAUCAUGAGACAAACUAGCACUUUUUGUGAUUGUUUUGAUUUUUGUCAAAAUUUGAAAAAUAUAUUAAAAGAAUUAUAGAUACUCAUUGCCUUGUCAGCACAAGAUGGAGAGUGGAGUGUGUUGGUUUAUGGAUAUUUUGGGCUAAGGAGAAUUAAUCUAAGGUCAAAUUUAACAUUUCAACAUAAUUGUUACAUUAAACACACCCAGAUUUCCAAAACAGAUGUGAUGCAACCCAAUCAUGGGCUUCCUGAUUUGUGCCUGGUUUACUUUGGUGAGUUCAAUGAGAAAAUGCUGAACUUUACAGUUACCUACAGAUGUGGUUGAGUAAAAAAUGGUUUUUAUGACAAGAAAAAAAUUGAUAUAAAUUUAGUUCACCUCAGUUUUUAGCCAGAAUGGAACUUCUGAACAGAAAAUGACAGAUUUUAAUAUAGAAGUAAGAAAAUCACUAGAAGAUGUUUCUGCUAAUUCACUCAUGUUUUAUUAUUUGUUAAAGAAAUAUUUUGAAGAAAAACUGAAAAUAUUUGUCUGUAAUUUUUUAAAAUGCAGCGGUUGCUGAAACUGAGGAAGCCAAUCUAGCACUACCUGUGCUAUUACAUUAACACAAUUAAGAUUUUAAAGCGACGGUAACCAAUUUUUGUUCCACUUCCUAGGAAAAUUUAAAUCCUGCCAGGAUUCAGUCUUUGUUUUCAUAAAGAAUAAAAUUAGAGCCUGAUCAAAAGUUUUAGUUUGGACCCGAUCAGAGGUUCUGGUGCUGCUAAAAUGUUCUAACAGUAAGGCAGAGCUCAGAUUGUUCAAACGGGUGAUUAAUGGGAUUUUGUGUGUAAUUUGUGAAGGUUUUAGAGUUGAUGCAGAGUAGAGAGAAACGUGAGAACUUAGCAUGUUAACCACAAGAGGGCAGCAGAGCUCUGAGUGAUAAUCAGCACUGUAACAGAAGCAGCCACAGUUCAGCCACAGUACGGCAGAUUUUACUAAAACCCCAAAAAUAUUCAACUUUUUCCUGAAGGUAAAUGAAAUGCACAGCUCUGUUGACUUGGUUUGAACUGAAGCCAUUCAUUUCUGGCUGAUUCUAAGAAUUUAUCGAGUUUAGCAGAGGAGAGAAGAAGAACUCUAUAAUGAUAAGUGUUGUGCAUCAGUUGGUCGCCGGUGCGCCCUGAGCCCAGGCUGCGGGCCACGCUGGACUCCUGGUUUCACACCAUUUCCAGUCGCUCGCCAUUUUAUUUCCUGUCAAGUUAAUGUUCAAUAAAAGGUCACUAAUGCCAAACAAUCGUUGAAAAUAAGAAUAACUGAAAAAGAGAUUUUAACACAUGGAGAUUUAUUGGGAAAGAAUUUGCUGUGUCCCAUCAUAACUAUUUACAAAAACUGAAAUUUUAGACAACAGUUCUGUGCUUAAAUAUGACAGUCAAGUCAAAUCAUCUUUAUUUGUAUCGUGCCAACUUACAUCAGUAUGAAAAGAUGCUAAACACUUUAUUUUCUUUUAUUGCUGUUUUGAGUUGGUUGGUUGGAACUGAACAAAAAUAAAAUAUAAACACUAAAAUGUGCAGCUGGGGGUUAUGUUAAUUUUUCUGUUCUUCAAUCCUGUGAAUUAAUUAGUUAUAUUUUAUACUGUAAUAAAUGCCAACAAAAUGCU
Xiphophorus hellerii (green swordtail) is the source of this 4137-nucleotide messenger RNA. Its product is annotated as gastrula zinc finger protein XlCGF57.1-like. Gene Ontology annotation, biological process: regulation of transcription by RNA polymerase II. Lineage: Eukaryota; Metazoa; Chordata; Actinopteri; Cyprinodontiformes; Poeciliidae. The coding region runs from base 259 to 2046 and encodes 595 amino acids. The transcript has 2 exons. The record is from RefSeq and is a predicted model, not a curated record. Gene Ontology annotation, molecular function: RNA polymerase II cis-regulatory region sequence-specific DNA binding; DNA-binding transcription activator activity, RNA polymerase II-specific. Gene Ontology annotation, cellular component: nucleus.